AAUAUGCUUAUCUACUUAAUUUAAUGUCCCUGAUGAAAUAUUUGUACAUCCUCUAAAUUGCAGGUGAUACUUCUAAGGCAGGGCUUCUCAAGGGUCUUCCAAAUGCAGAGACUAAAAUCAUAUACACUGCCUCUGUGGUGGCUGCAUCUCCUAUGAAAGAAGAUGGAACUGGGUUCAAAGACUCCAUGAAUGAAUCCUGUUGGACUCCCUUCAAUCUCUCAUUCCCUUACAGCAACGAGAUAGUGACGGCGUAUACACAAUCAAAGACGCUCUCAGAGCAGAGGCAUAAUGGGGAGCUUGAGAUAGUGAGCAUUACAUGUGGAUUGGUGGGAGGAGGGGGUACCAUUUCUACAGGCAUUUCUGAUAGUAUGCUGGUGAUGCUUUCACAAGCCAUGAACGAUAAACAGAGGUAUGAAAUGCUAAGGUACUUGGAAGAAUUGAUGGGGAAGGUACCCUUAGUUCAUAUCGAAGAUGUUUGAGAGGCUCAUAUUUUCUGUAUGGAGAAAUCCUCCAUCUCUGGUAGAUUUUUAUGCGCUAAUGAGUAUUUGUCAUCAGCAGAGAUUGCCAAGUGUUUGCAAAAACUCCCAGCUGAUAUCAGUAUUCCUGAAGAGUAAGGUUUUUGAUGAAACUAAUUAAAUUCAAUGGGAUGUUAUCAAUGGAUUUACAUGGUUUUGUGUUAAUGAUUUUGGUUUCAUGUUUGUGGAAAACCUAGGGAGGGAGAUUGUUUGGGGGUCUACAAAGCUGGAGGAACUUGGUUUUAAGUAUAAACAUGAUAUUAACAACAUCUUGGAUGGUUCUUUUAAGCAUGCUCGCAAAUUAGGCCUAAUCUAAUUGCUCUUUGGGGAUACAGUGGGGAGACAGAACAAGGGAGAUAAUUCCCAAAGCUCUAAUCCUGAAUAAGAUUUAUAUAAUUCUUGUGGCUUGAU
Messenger RNA from Manihot esculenta (cassava), 926 nucleotides. RefSeq lists its product as uncharacterized. The transcript has 2 exons. The coding region runs from base 153 to 479 and encodes 108 amino acids. NCBI's taxonomy places the organism in Eukaryota, Viridiplantae, Streptophyta, Magnoliopsida, Malpighiales, Euphorbiaceae. The record is from RefSeq and is a predicted model, not a curated record.